AUGCAUCUCGAUGAUCGCAACUAUGAUAAUGAUGAUGUUGACUAUAAGAGUUUCACACAGCUUGCUUACAGGACUUUGAUGAAAAACAAGGCGCCCGUUCUAUACAAUUUGCAUCUUGACCUUGGUCCUAAGUGUGACACCGUAGAUGUUGGGAUAUGGAUUGAAACUGCGGUUUCUCGCCGCGUGCGUUGGCUUAUAGUACAAAUCCGGUCAGGGUCAUCAGUCAGUUUGCCGAGUAGCCUAUUCACAUGUGAAACAAUAGGUGAAUUAGUGCUUGUACAUUGCCUUGUUCCGGAUGUUCCUUGUUGCCUCCCGUUUCUCAAGAGUUUGCGUCUUGUGAAAAUGGGUUACGCAUGUCUUCAUAAGAUUUUACGCGGCUGUCCUUAUCUUCAAAAUCUUAAAAUGUGUGUGAAUGAAGAAGAACACGAGGGAGAAGACACCACUAUCGCGUUGCCUUGUUUACGACAUUUAUCCUUGUGGGACAUGAUGAGAUACAAGAGUAAGAGUGGUGUGUUUGUGAUAGAGGCUCCUCGUCUCAAGUACCUUAAGAUUAUUGAUGAUGUUGUCUAUGACUCUCGUCGAAUUGAGAAUAUGCCCAAUUUGACCGAGGCGUAUGUUGACAUCACUCAAGGAGUUACCCACAAGUUUCUGAGAGCUCUUGUUUCUGCCCGCCGCCUUUAUCUAUGCGUACCACUACUCUCAGAGGUUCCUAGUAUGAUCAUCUACUUCUAUCGGCUUGUUCAUCUCAACCUAAAUAUAUGUGCGCAAGGUUGGUGGGAGCUCCUCACUCAAAUGCUCCAAAAUUCACCCAAACUAGUAUCUCUCAAACUCACCGAUGAACAACAAUAUCCUACUGACGAAACUCCAGAUUGCUGGAAGCGGCCGAGUUCUAUUCCGGACAGUCUUGAAACAUUCGCAUGGAGCGGUUACAAAGGGAGACGAGGAGAUUUAGAGAUGGCGACCUUUAUCAUGAAGAACGCUACUCGUUUGAAGACAGCCACUUUCUUGCCACAAUGCAAUGACACUGACGCCAAAUAUAAGAUGCUCAAGGACUUGGUAUCUGUAACUACGACUUCAAAUUCGUGUCAGCUUCUUUUCGACUAA
Messenger RNA from Arabidopsis lyrata subsp. lyrata, 1104 nucleotides. RefSeq names its product F-box/FBD/LRR-repeat protein At4g26340. Lineage: Eukaryota; Viridiplantae; Streptophyta; Magnoliopsida; Brassicales; Brassicaceae. The transcript has a single exon. Bases 1 to 1104 code for a protein of 367 amino acids. The record is from RefSeq and is a predicted model, not a curated record.